Molecule: messenger RNA, 594 nt
Organism: Hypoxylon fragiforme
Lineage: Eukaryota; Fungi; Ascomycota; Sordariomycetes; Xylariales; Hypoxylaceae
Exons: 2
Coding region: 1-594 (197 amino acids)
Source: RefSeq, a predicted model, not a curated record
AUGUCGGACGCUAUCAACAUGAGUCAAGAAACUCAAGUUCCCAUUCCCCGUCGUCUUGAUCCAUCACUUCGACCUACUCUACCUAACGGCCGCCACCCGCUACCGAUAGGCCGCGGGGUCUACCCUUCUUUGAGGUCCCUUCCAAGUGGCACCACCUUGGGUGGAAUGACCAUGGGUCCCCUUCCAAUUCGCAGCGUCUCCGUAGGCACUGGGCCUGAUGAACGGGAAGAUCAGCAACCGGAUCAACAGGCUCUAUACAUUUGCGAUCUGUGCCAGAAAGAAUCUACGACACGAGCGAAUGCCGAACAGCACAGAAAGUACAUGCACAUCGGAACCGUGUGCUACUGGCAAGGCUGUAACACCACUAUGGAGACUGAACGAGGCCUGCGCCACCACCUCUCUUCGGCCCAUAGCUACACCCUAGUUGAGGGCCAGUACGUAUGUAACUGGCCAGGGGAUGGACACGGGGGCGCACCUUGCUUGAAGGUGUUUACCAAGCAGAGUGGUCCGUUGCGUUGUGCUAGAUUCCAUACAUACGACGCAAAGGAGGCCGCCGCUCGCGCGAGUGCCACUCGUGACCAGUCAUCUAUAUAG